AUGCUCCUCCAACUCACCGAAUCGACACUCUAUUAUCGCGACUUGGCCCUCGCUAUAUUCAGCGCUCCUGCCACGUUCGACGAUGUCGGCACCCGGAUCAAGGCCUGGAAUUCCAAAGUCACCCAUACUGCUCCCGACUCCGCGUCUGCAACCUCUCGUUCUUUCACCACCACCAGCAAGAAAAGCGCCCUGACAGCUGCCACCUCUGUUGUUUCUUCGGCCAAGUCCAGUCAAGCUCACGCCAAGCCUACCUUGAAACCAAAGCCUUCGGAACCAUACCGCAGUCUUCGCGAUGAAGAGGACAGUGCGGAUCAAGUUGAGCGCGAGGCGGAGUCUAUUCGUCACCAGACGAAGGAGGAUUUGAUGGCGUCUACGGUGUCAAUUGCCCAGCCUUUGGGCACGUCUACCCGUGUUCAAGAUUCGAGCACCGGCUCCGGUGGUACUACGACGGCCUCCUCGCUUAAGAGGAAACUCUCUGAGGUGGCAGCAAGGUCUUCGGAUGAGGAAGCGUCCGAGACGGAGGAUGUUGUCCCUUACGAACCCCACCCCGACGACAACGCUGACGCUGAUGCAGGCGACUACGCUCCUCAAGAUGAUGUCGAGAUGCUCGACGACAACAACAACAUAGAUUCUCACAUCUGGGAGGGUGCGCAACCUGUCCACGAUCCCGCCUUCUUGGCCUGGGUCUAUGGCAAAGACUAUUACGAAGGUGCUGACGAAGACAUAGCUGACAAGGAUGGAGCUGUUGACACUGACAGCAAUGCACCCGUCGGCAUGGAUGAAGACAGCGGUGAAGCUCAACCGGAUGGCGACGAGGAUCAACAAGAAGGCGACGAGGAUCAAUCAGACGGUGACGAGGGCCAACUGGACGGCAACGAAGAUCACCCAGGCGCCAACGAGGAUCAGCCGGAGGGUGGCGAGCACCAGCAAGACGGCGACAAUAGUCAACAGGUCGUUGAGGGCGAGCAGGGCGGCGAGGGUCAAGCGGACGAGGGUGAGGAUGUCGUGGGCAGUUUCGGACGGAAAAGCAAGCGUACGACGGCCACGACAAAUGCCAAGGCUUCAAAGCCGAGGUCUCAUCGUACGAAGCGUAUGAAGACCGGCAAGACCAGCGCAGCUACACCCGCCGAGGGGAGCAAAGGUCCCACCAAGCCCACCGUCAACGACUUGCCGCCUGAGUGCCAGCAGCAGAAGUCAUUCUCCGUCGACUUUAUGCCGACGCUUUGUGUCUACAUGGGUGCGUUACCCACCCCCUGGGGCCCUUCCGACGACAUUGUCGAGGAGGCUUGUGCUGCUAUCUUCCGCGUCAUCUACAAGCGCGAGUUCUCUGCAUUGCCGCAAGAGCAGCAGACAGCCGUGCUGAGCAUUGCUUGUGAUCGUUUGUACCUCUGGCGCAACAACUUCAGCUCCACCGCGGUUGCGGCGCUCCUCGUCUUGAUGGGCGCGCGCAAACUCUUUACUGAUGAGGAACGUACUGACUUUGCCAAGCGCCUUCUCGUUGGGGGCGCUUUCUUGUACGAGAAGAUUGUCGAUGGCAAGCUUACGAACAUCUUCCACGGCUCCUACUUCACCAUCGUCCUCUCAUGCCAUUUCAAUGCCAUUAAGGGGCACUACGACGUACCGGCGCACGCGGAGCAAACUGGGGGGCCCCAUGGUUACCUCCCCCUCGGCGCAUUUGCCUUGGCCGCGGCUGCGUGUGUCCGCGCAAUCCGCAUGAUCAGGGAUGGCCAGCUGGCCAAGAUCGACAAGGCCAUGUCCAGCAUCACCGAGGCCGGAUGCACUCCGGAGAAUGGCUGGGCUGCCGUGUGCAAAGCGAGACGGCUCAUCACUGAGUCCACCCGCAAGCCCAGGUCUUCGAAGGCAAAAGGGAGAGGCAAGAAAGCUCAGGCCAAUACCGACGCCGAGCCAGACGCCGAGCCCGGUCUGCCCAGCUACCUCCAGUUCUCCGAAGCGAACUACGGCGCUGAAACGGAUGACUUCCACACGAGCGCACUCCGCGCCGGUCCUGUCCGCACCUCUGGAGGCUGGGAGAUUGCCAUCAGCCACGUCGUCAAUCACGAUGAGGACGAAGAAGAGGACGCCAUGGAGGACGACCAGGAUGAGAAGAAGCGGGGUCCUUGGGCUACGUUGGACAUCCAGAUCUGUUCCGGGGCCGAUGGGAAGCUGCGCGGGCUGUAA
This is a messenger RNA of Coniophora puteana RWD-64-598 SS2, 2178 nucleotides long. RefSeq lists its product as uncharacterized. Lineage: Eukaryota; Fungi; Basidiomycota; Agaricomycetes; Boletales; Coniophoraceae. The transcript is spliced from 7 exons. The record is from RefSeq and is a predicted model, not a curated record. Bases 1 to 2178 code for a protein of 725 amino acids.